UAGAAAUGUACAGAAUGUACAGAAUCAUCUGGUCGUUCGACGGCGUUGUGCUUGAGCUCCGAACGAAGGAAAACUAGGAAAAAAAAAAAAUUGCCUGCUUGUGUUUUAGUCGAGAAUUUUCUGCUCCUCCGAUCAUUGGGCGAACAAGUGAGCCAGCCUCUGGCCGACCCUGUCGAUUUACGGGUCACGUAUUUGCACGUAAAUUCGAUUUUUUCCCCUUCUCGUACAAGUUUGGCCGAGAGACAACUGCAGUCGGUGCGUUCGGACAACGUCGCGCAGGCGUCUCAAGCGGAUUCGAUGCAACAUGGAAGCGAAGCGACUUGAGAACAAGCGGCGAAAGGAAAAAGAAAACUCCGGCAAGGAAGUCGACAGUCGAGCUGAGAAGAAGCGUCUUCUGAAACACGACUGGAGUCAGACGCACGCUGAAGUGAGCGCUACGUUGGAUGUGGGCUUUCCCGUGGAUUCCAACCAAGUGACCCUUGAAUGCACAGACUGCCAGUGUUCGGUCACACUGCCAGAUGGUCGUCAGUGGCAGUGUGAGCUGUAUGCCCCAGUGGUGGCCGAAUGUACCAGUCUGGUUCAGAGAUCCAAAAGAGUGGUGGUGAAAAUGGUCAAGCAGGAUCCCAACAUCGACUGGCAGCAACUUGAGAAAGUGGAAGGGGCGCCAGCGUCGCUGCCGUCUUCCGAUGAAGAGUCAAAAGAUGUGAAUCCACCUGUGGAACUUGUCAAUCCCAAGUACGACUACUACGAGAGUGGGGCAAAUGGCGACACGGUCACAGUCACACUGUUCGUCAAGAGCAUCUCCAAGGAGGCAUUGGCUGUGGACUUUGAUGAAAGGGGCUUCCUGGUGAAGUUUCACACCAAGAACACCAACACUGAGUUUUUGGAGCAGCAUGGCGCAUCAGAGGAGACGACGUUCACAUGGCGGGUCAACGUUAAUUGCACUUCACACCUUGAAGAGGCACAAUUGGUGUCGAGGACUGAGCCUUUGGACUUCAGCGGAGUUAUCCGUUUGGCGAUGGACUGGAAGAACGACCAGCGCCAAGGGAACUAUGUCCUUGUCGAGUCCAAAGAAGUGGAGUACUCAAUGUCUGACGAUGACCGCAGCAUGUCCAUUUAUGAGGAGGACGGCAUCACGCUGCACCAGUGCCUGCGGCUGUUCACGGAGCCCGAGGUGCUGGACCCGCAGGAGGCGUGGUACUGCCCGAGCUGCCGCGAGCAUCGCCAGGCUACCAAGGAGUUCUCCCUGUGGCGGCUGCCCGUCGUGCUGGUCAUCCAGCUGAAGCGCUUCUCCUUCACCCGCUCCAUCUUCCGCGACAAGAUUGACAAGAUGGUCGAGUUCCCCGUCUAUGGCCUGGACAUGAGCCCUUACUACUGCGGCCCCAGGAGCACCGAGGGUCCCUCUACCAUAUACGACCUUUUUGCUGUCACCAACCAUCAUGGCGGCAUGCUUGGUGGCCACUACACCGCAUUCGCGCGCUGUGUCGACCCCGUAGACACACACCUGAGCGAGAUCGGCUGGCGGCUGUUCGACGACAGCCGCGUCGUCGACGUGUCGGACCCUCGCGUCGUGACUGCGUCGGCGUACAUGCUGUUCUACCGGCGCCGGGGCGUCCCAUUCGAGCUGCCAACCGUGGUGCCUCGCGCCUCACCCUCCGCCUCGAGGCUCGUGCCCGUGCAGUCGCAGAAACUCGUGAAAGACCAGGAGAACUUGCUGGGCCAGGAGCUGGCCUGCCUCAGCGACAGCAACAACAACAAGCAGGCCUGCGAGACGUCCGACGACUCGGCGAUGGACGAGGAGGAAGACAUGAACUGCCCUGACUGAUGGCUGGGGCUUGGGGCAUCAGUGACCCCCCCUCACUCUAGGUGGUUUUGAAAUUGUUGCUUUUCUUCUCCUUUGUGAGGCGUGUUUUGUUUCUCCUUUCUUUUUCUAUUCUUAUUUUCUAAAGCAGCUGCUUUUUGCCUUCAUCGUUUUCCUUCUGGAAAUGUACGGAAGGCCAAAACAAGCCCUGGUGGUGCUGCGAAUUCGGCAUGGGGAAAUUAUCUACAACCAGUUAGUGCAGUGAGGCAGACUGGUUGGUGGCUGGAACUUGCGAGAUCAUGUUUGCAGCGCAGACUUGAUAAGCACACACACAGAAAGGAACAAGUAGACCGGACGAGCUCUGGUUGAGACUGGCCGAGCACUUCUCGUUUCUUUUUUGCGUGUGUGAAAUCCACGCUGAAAACAUGAAUGCAAGCUAGCUACAACCAUCACCCUCAGGCCUGGUUGUAGGCAAUUCACAAUAUGUGAAUUGGGGCUAUUUGAAGGUCUCCUUGCAAGCUUUUCUGAGUACAGCGUGGUGUCGUGAAGAUGGUGGAUCCCAGCCUUGUGAAAGAGACUUCAAGAGAUUGUUGGUGCAAUUUUAUUGGCAAUGUAGCACCUUUCAUUAUGUCGUAGUAGACAUAAAAUUUUGCAAUUAAUUCGUGACAAAAUAUUGGAGCUUACUCGUGAAGUACAGAAAGCCCUCAUACCUGUUCAAAUCAACAACAUAAAUUUUUGCUAACAGAAUCUUGCAGGCAAGAUUUUUUUCUAUUUAUUCUUCCGAUGAAAGACACCACCACGCCACGACUGAGGGAAAGGUUGCUUGCAGAAUUUCAAAUAUUCUUUCAAUUGCAUGCUGUUAAAAUUGUUGCCCCCCCCUCCCCCUUCUUUUUUUUUCUCCUCCUUCCUUUUAUGCAACCAUCUCAUUGCUUGCACAAAAGUCUUGGAAGGCCAGUACAAGUCCAAGUCUUACUUGUUUGUUUAUAUGAUUAAGUGAUAUGUGACUUCAUGCUCCAGAGAGAUCUCUUGUGGGCUCUAUGGCAUUGAAGAAGAAAACGCACAGCUUUGAAAAUGCUACACAGUUUUUUACCAACUAUUUAAGAGUGCUGUGCCAUCGUUUUUAAUAUAGUCAACACUUGCUAAUUUAGCAGUGACAAGAGCCAUUGCAUUGAGACAGUGUUUCAGCUCACCAGUUUAAAAAAGAUCAUCAUUGUAUCACCAGCAUUCCUUCUUAUGCACAUGAGCAGCCCUUGCUGCUAAGCAUAGAAGGAGCUGAGGAAUUUACUUUCAUUAUAUGUAAGGAUUGAAGCAGCGCUGGCGACUUAUUUUGCGAUGAGUGCAGCCUGACACUUGCAAAAAAUGUGCUCAUGCAGUUUCAUGUCAACUGGCAGUGCUCGCUGGCAGGGCAGAAGCUGGUGUGGAAGCUAAGUGCAUCCUUUCAUCACAGCAAAAAAAGAAAUAAAUAGAAAAGACAAAAGGAUCAGCCUUUUCAACUGUUACACCAGUGCUACACGGGGCACUUAAGAUCGUAUUCGAGCCCAACAGUUAUCGAAUUUCAAAAUCACCUUUAGGCUCCUUUGUGCAAACUGUAGAAGGGAGCCAAUCACAAUCGAGAAAAUCGAUCCCAAUCUUAAGUGCCCUGUGUGAACGGAAGUAUUACAGCGCUACCUUGUUGUUUGGUUGAGGAAAGUAAUAGAGAAGCAAUAAUGUUUCUUUAUUAUAAUUUUUUUUUCUUACAACAAGUCGUUGUUUGUUUUGAUGCUUGUUUCAGUAUUGAUGAGGGGAAUGAUGGCAAUGAGUCUUCCUUAGCCAGAAAAAACUGCUCCUGGUUUAUGUAAAUUGGUUUUUGUAUGUCCGUAGUGUUAAGGUAGGAAGCAUCUCUGCAUUCAUGUAUACAUACUCUUCAAUGUCGACAUGACAGCCCUGGGGCAGUAUUCUUGCCUGAACACUUUUGAUGAUGUCACUUUUGGCAGUGUUUAACUGCUCCUGUGUAUGCAAAUUAGUUUCUUUAACCCACUGGUGUUGGGGCCAGGGGCAGGAAAGCAUCCCUAAAUUUUAUUAGACUUCCGUUAAUUCGACUCUGGUUAAUUUAAUUUUUCGUUAAUUCGAUCCCAACCAAAGGUCCUGGCUGGUGCCCAUGCAUUUCUAUGGGCCCAAAUUUUCUAUAUUUCUAUCCUGAAAUUGGCCUUCGCUGGGUAACUUGAAAUUGACCAGUCAGCAUGCACACGCCUGACCCCUAUGAUGAUCCCAAUAGCGAGCCCUUUAGUGGUAGCGUCCGUCUCGGCGGAGCAUAGCAGACAGCGAAUGCGUUGACUCAUCAUCUCCCAUAAAAAACUAAUCUUCAGCCUGCCCUAGGAAAAUUUUCAAACAAUAACCGUAACUCGCAAUGUCUGAUUAUGGUAUUUACCCGAUUCUAACAAGCACCUUUUGUUUUCAAGACACUUUAGCCAUAAAUUGCCUAAAUUGCAAGACACUUUAGCCAUAAAUUGCAGUGCAGUCAGAUUCAAAAAUAAAACUUCCUUCGCAGCGUUCGUUUACUUUACCGCAUAACACAGGUGUUUUGCGGCGAAGCUGACUUGAAAUAAUUUGCAGUGAAGCUUACUUUACGAUACCGGCCGUCAUUGUGCAACACUUAUGAGACCCUCUCCCAUUUUUGUCGCAAAAAAAUUGCGUUAGAUUUCUAAUUUGUUUAGGAGCUUUAAUGCCACUUCUGCAUUAGUUUUCUCCAUUGGACAUACAGUAAGUGGGCACGCGUUUUUUCUUUCAGGGGUACGUUAGAAUUUUGCUCAUAGUGCCAAAUAAAUCAGCGUUGUGUUUUGGUGUUUUUUCUACAUCUUGCUUAAUUCGACCCGCCAGAUAAUCCGAUCAAGUUCGUUGGGCCUGCCAGGUUUGAAUUAACGGAAGUCGACUGUAUGCAUAUUCUCCAAAAUUAUUGAGGUGAUGACACUGCGGUCGUAUUGGAAUAAACACAUUCGCUCUUGGCAACGUCACUUUAGGCAGUGUAUUAUUACUGCUCUUGUUUAUGUAACUUUGUUGUGUAACUUUGCUGGUAUUUAAAGCAAGGAGCAUCUCCCAGCUCCAACGCCAGUGAGUUGAUAGUACUGGGGGCUGUAUUCUCUAAACAAUUUCUGUGGUGCCACUGCUGGAGAUGUCACUGUUAGUGAUGUUAUUUAUGGUUGUGUAUAACUGCUACUGUUUGUUAAAUUUUUUUUUAUAUGGCUUUGCAUUUUAAGCCAGAGAGCAUCUUGCAGGCUCACAUAUUCUCCAACGCCAAUGGUGACAUUACUGGCGCUGUGUUCUCAACUGAAUGCAUCUGUUAUCAAUCUCGGCAGUUCCCCAUUUUGGUCAGGUCAACUUUUGACGGUGUUAACGGUGCCGCCAUUUGCAAUGUCACUUUCGGUGUGGUUUAAUUCAUUAGGUUAGCGAAGGCCUAGUUCUCGAAAAUAUUUCAUGAAUGCGCACAUCUCCUCCUCCCUUAUUUUUCAUGCCUUAUAGUUCUCGGGUUCCACGCGCAGAACUUCCUGCCACUACUGUGAGGCUUUAUGCUUCUUGUUAUGUCAGGUAAAAGUUCAAGUUAUCUAUGGAAGAGUUCCAUCCAAAACACUGUCAUUGGCCUGUGACUGUCGUGUUGCUUCGGUCAUGUUGCAUGCUGACAUGCAUCAGUGGGUGCGAGAGAAAAGAUAAGCUUUUGGCUUCCGUCAGCAACCUAUAAGUCACAAAGAUUUCACGGUGUUUAAUAAAAGUGCAUGUGGGCUGCGUGCUAUAUACAUUAUUGAAGUUGAAGCCUUCGUGGAUCUGAUUGUUACUCAUUUCAAGCAGUAUUCUUUUUCUUUAGGAAUUCCUUAAUUCACACGGAUGGUAGCUUAACUUUUGGCCUCAUGGAAGUUUAACAGCCUCAUGUUCUUGUACCGUAUUUCAUUGCUUCAGGAUAAGAGCUCAUUAGCGAAGUAUUAUGUGUGGCUGAAAGUUUGUGUUGGCGCAUGCUUCGUGCUUUUGAUAGACUCAGGUCGAUUUCUAAAACUAUGUUAAUAGCCUCCAAGUAAAUCGGGGGGGGGGGCUCUUAACACACUCGCCGAUGUGACUUGGCACAAUGACUCGGGUCAAUUUCAAAACAUGCUGUGUUAAGAGCCCCCAAGUAAAUUGGGGGGGGGGGGGGGGCUCUUAACAGGUGGUGAACAGUGCUCCGAUUUUUAGAAUCUGUCUUCUUGGUUUGGUAUAACAGGUAUAUGCAUAGUUUUAUGCAUAGGCAAUUUCUGGCGUUGUUGCCAUCAUAGGCUGAGAGUAGUACCGAGUCAUUGAGGCAUGAUGCUUAGUCUGUGAUGGAGGGCUGCAUGGUCAAGCAAAGUUUGAAAUGUCAGGUUGGUAUAUUCUGUUUCAGAGUAGAUGUGAUCAAGGCUGAGGUAGAAGAUAAGUUUAAGACCCUCUCGGUUCUCCAUGCAUAUUUCUCUUUUAAUUAGCUUUGUUGAGAUUAUCCUGUGGUGUGAGUGCUAGCAGGUUGGGAGGCCAGAAAUUGUAGGCAGUCACACCGCAUUUGAAGCACCGAAGUGUUGUGUUGAGAGUCUUUGAGUGCUUUUUUUUUAUAAAUAUACUGACUGAAUACUUCUAGUUAGCAAAAUGAAAUGCCAUACUACACUGCCUCUUCUCUAACCUAGUGUAUGAUAACCAGGAGAGUUAGCGACUUCAGCCUUGUUCUGUCUUAGCUUGCAGUGCUGGUCUUGUUAGCUUUGAUUGACAGCCACACAAUGCAUUUUACGAUAAGACAUUUCUCAUGAAGCAUGCUCUGCAAGGUUCAGUUUGUGCCUGAAUAUGUGUAACUUCUCGUGAAAUGGCAGCUGGCUAGUUAGGUCUGACUUGUGUUAACUUUUGGUUGUCUUCUUUCUUUAAAGUUGGUGUAAUUUUUAAGCCACAUGUUAAAAGCUGCAAAUUAACAGUCAAACCUUGUUUAUAAUGACGCCCUAUUCUGCACGAAAUUACUUCUGUUACAUCCAAUAUUUGUUAUAAGCAUACAGACUGAUGUCGGCGGAAAUAAAUUCACGAAAUUUUAGUUUUACCGCAUUGUAUCAGAUAAUUUCUUAUAUAUUUGUCUUUGUUAUAUUGAAGUUCUUGUCUAUAAGCUAAGUGACGACAUCUAAAGUGGCAACAAGGUCUGUACUUGUCUGAUGAAAAUGAAAAGGAUAUUGCUUAUAGUAUAGAGGUAUUUUAAAGUUUGUUUCCACCUCAAUGUUCUCCUAGGCUGCACUGAAAAAUGUCUAAGCUUUGCAAUAAAAAUAACUAAAGUGCAGACACAUUAUUCAGAGGUUUGUGUUGAUCAGUAAUGUGUAGAAUAUCCAUCAAUAGGCUGUCAUCAAAAAAGCUUAAGAAACCUGGAAGCGGAUGCAAUCGUCUAUGAAUUUUGAGAUUAUUUAUGGCCACCUCGGCAUUAGUAAGAAAGAGUUUGUGUACAUGUGCAUUUGUGCCAAGUUCUUUCUGGCUUUGAUUUGCGUUACAGGCAUGUUUCUUCUGACACAUAAAUGCUUUGUCCUCUCAAAAUCCUAAUUGAACAACACUGCAACAGGCUAGUGUAGUAUUAGGGACAUCCCACUUUUAUUGAUGUCAGCUCUGUUCUAGCCACUGUAGAUGCUUCCCAAGUCGGUAAAGUAAGAUUUUAGUUGUUAUGCUGCUUGCCACUUAACCCGCCUUAGUAAAAUGCUAGGUAGUAGUGAACAUGUUCAUUGCCAUCUGUGAAUUGUACUUCCGUUUCACUUUUUGUGAUGGUUUGAAUGUGAACGUCUUGUUUUCUCUUUGUCCUUUCUCCUUUGUUGUUCCUCCUGUCUUGAUGUUCAUUUUUGACGACAGUGUUGUCUUUUUACAACAACAGUGUUGCUUCUUUGCUUUGUUAGUGUCGACUAGCACUCAAGUCGCAAGCUCGACAUGCAUCAUUCUGUGCACAAGCCUGCCUUGUACCAAAGCUGUAUAUAUUUUUACCCCAGCGGUGAAUCUUGUUGUUUUGUCAAUAAAAUCCAGUGCAUGAACAUUGGA
This is a messenger RNA of Dermacentor silvarum, 7819 nucleotides long. RefSeq names its product ubiquitin carboxyl-terminal hydrolase 19-like. Bases 305 to 1825 code for a protein of 506 amino acids. The transcript has 12 exons. Lineage: Eukaryota; Metazoa; Arthropoda; Arachnida; Ixodida; Ixodidae. Gene Ontology annotation, biological process: protein deubiquitination. Gene Ontology annotation, molecular function: cysteine-type deubiquitinase activity. The record is from RefSeq and is a predicted model, not a curated record.